Molecule: messenger RNA, 1694 nt
Organism: Nicotiana tabacum (common tobacco)
Lineage: Eukaryota; Viridiplantae; Streptophyta; Magnoliopsida; Solanales; Solanaceae
Source: RefSeq, a predicted model, not a curated record
AAUGGCGAGCUGAGUGUGCCAGACAAUCUCGAUUCGACGAUGCAGCUGUUAUUCAUGGCGUGUAAAGGGGAUGUGAAGGGAGUUCAGGACUUGUUGGAUGAAGGCAUUGAUGUAAACAGCAUCGAUUUGGAUGGGAGGACUGCUCUUCACAUUGCUGCCUGUGAAGGCCAUGUGGAAGUUGUCAAGCUUCUGUUGAGUAGGAAGGUUAAUAUGGAUGGCCGUGAUCGCUGGGGUAGCACGGCAGUAGCUGAUGCCAAAUACUAUGGAAAUGCUGAAAUUUACAACAUUUUGAAGGCCCGUGGAGCCAAAGCGCCAAAAAUCAGAAAGACGCCAAUGGCUGUAGCAAAUCCUCGAGAAGUUCCAGAAUAUGAUCUAAACCCUCUGGAACUUCAAAUCCGCAGAAGUGAUGGAAUCUCAAAGGGUUCAUAUCAAAUUGCCAAAUGGAAUGGAACGAAAGUUUCGGUAAAGAUACUUGACAAGGAUAGCUAUACAGACCCUGAAAGCAUAAAUGCUUUCAAACAUGAAUUAACUUUGCUAGAAAAAGUACGGCAUCCAAAUGUUGUUCAGUUUGUUGGAGCAGUCACACAAAAUAUACCAAUGAUGAUAGUCUCUGAGUAUCAUCCAAGGGGUGACCUAGGUAGCUAUCUGCAAAAGAAGGGACGUCUAUCUCCUUCUAAGGGGCUACGAUUUACUCUUGAUGUUGCUAGGGGUAUGAACUACCUUCACGAAUGCAAACCAGACUCAAUUAUCCAUUGUAAUCUAAAGCCAAAAAAUAUUUUGCUGGACAGUGGAGGUCUCCUGAAAGUUGCAGGAUUCGGUCUGGUUAGAUUGUCAAAAAUUUCACCUGACAAAGCAAAGUUGGUGCAGCCGGAGGCUGUUGACCGUUCAAUAAGUUUUGAGAAGUUGGUGCAGCCGGAGGCUGUUGACCGUUCAAGUCCCUAUGUGGCACCUGAGAUUUAUAAAGAUGAAAUAUUUGACCGGAAUGUGGACAUAUAUUCAUUUGGCAUUGUACUCUACGAGAUGAUGGAGGGAACACCACCUUUUCAUACCAAGUCUCCUCAAGAGGCCACUAGACUGAUGUGCUUUGAAGGCCAAAGACCAGCAUUCAAAUCGAAAUCCAAAUAUCCUCCAGAGCUUAGAGAGUUGAUUGAAGAAUGUUGGGAUCCAGAAGCUUUUGUACGGCCAACGUUUUCUGAGAUCAUUGUGCGGAUGAAUAAAAUUGUUGCUAACAGCUCAAAACAAGGAUGGUUGAAAGAUACUUUUAAGCUUCCUUGGUUAUAAGCGUGCAUACAAAGUGCAAAGACGCAGAAAAAAAUGAAGCCAAUUGAGCUUAUCAGCGGAAGAUUCUCGUGGAGCUUUCCACUCAAAAUUGAUCGCGCAGAAACAUAUAAACCUAAUAAGCAACCUUCUAUUCGCGUGAUUCCCUGAAAGCUUUAUAUUGUGGUUAACCAAAUAAAAGGCAGAUUUGCAGGGUAAAGGAAAUGGGGUUACCAUUAAAUCUUGGCUCUCCCGUGUUGUCCUGUUCUCAGUAAGUUUGAACUCCACUAUAUAUAUGUGAAGCAUCUUUGUUUAAUCUAUAGUAUUUGAACAUGGUGUGAACCAAGUAUAUUUUGCUUUACGAGGGGAAAACAAAGGUUAUAUAAGAAAAACUGGAUACUACUGCAUAUCCAUCAAUUUCUAUUCUUCUUAUUUUC